GUGAAACAAUGUAACUCACACAACGGACAUGAAUUUGAUCUUAUUGCACUAAAUCUGCCUGUUUACAGACCUAAUUUUUGCAAGUCUACAUGGGAAAAUAAGAGUUUUUGAUUCUGAAUUGCUUCAAGCUUUAUUCUCGGUGAUAAUUUUGUCUUUCAAUCUAAAUCAACUACUCAAUAGAUGGCUUUAUAAUUGGCAUUUUCCUUGGGGCACAUCUGUGAAUCUUUUUCAUUGUUUCAUCAUGCACUUUCUUUGGACUUUUGUACUUUGUAUUGUGGAGGUCUAUGGACACGGAAAGCUCUGGGAGCCACCUAGCCGUUCCUCUAUCUGGAGGAGAGGAUUCGAUUCUCCAGUGAAUACCAAUGAUAAUGAACUCAAUUGUGGUGGAUAUGAGAAUCAUUGGAUUCAUCAAGGAGGCCGAUGCGGAGUUUGUGGCGAUCCCUACCAAGACCACCCCAGACCUAACGAAGCAGGCGGAAGAUACGCUACAGGGCUUAUUACCCGGAAAUACAAGGCUGGUGACGUCAUUGAUUUAGCAGCAGAUCUCACUGCCAACCAUAUUGGCGUUUUCGAAUACCGUGUCUGUCCUGUCCAAGAUGGAAAUAUUCCAGCCACACAAGAGUGUUUUGAUAAGUAUCCUGUGUUAGUAACAGAGUCUAUAGAUGGUCGUUAUCAUGUGAAUGCCUCAGAAAAUGGCAUAAUUCACAUGAAAGGUCGUCUUCCUCCGAAUCUGUCGUGUGAGCACUGUGUACUCCAAUGGCGCUAUAACACAGGUAACCGUUGGAACUGUGAUAUAAAUGAUAGAUGCGGACAUGGGAUCGGUCCUCAGGAAGAAUUUUACGGCUGUGCAGAUAUCUCGAUUACAGAAAAUCCAGACUUUCUAAAGGACUCCAGAUCUAAUAAUAGACCUCUCCAUCUUUUCGAGCCACUUGAAAUUCAGCUUAGAAAUACUUUAGAAAAUUUCAGAUCAAUUUCAAGGGACGAAAUAAAUGAUUACCCAACAGAAAAGUCUGAUAUUUACUCGACAUCUUUUGACACGCAUUUAAUUCCUAUAAUGACAACAGAAAUACCAGAGACAGUUUCGGAUUUUACAGAGUCGCCCAUAAAAGUUUUUCCGAUGCCGCUGGAAAUGAAGCCUGUGACUAAAUCUGCUUUUCAUUCACCAUUGGGUGCUAAAAGAACAAGAAUAAAUUUCAAAAAGACAUCCUUUGACAAGCAAUCGUUUCCUGAGAGGACUACAUGGUCACCGUUAACGGUUUCAGAAUACACUGUUUCGUCAAUAAAGGGUGUUCCCGUGCAGCUGGAAAAUCAACCAGUGACGGAAAUGUCUGACAUUCAGUCUGUCUUUGGAGCCAAACGUACAAAGAUUAAUUUUAAACAGAAGCCAUCAAACACUGAAAUUAACCCACUGGAAAUCAAGACAGCAAAACACAAUGGGCAGAAGGUAGCUGUGCUCGAAAGGUUGUCCGAGAUGUUGUGGUCCAUGAUGAAAUCACUCAUGGUGCAAUCAAACAAACGAAAUGGGCAAAAUAUUGCAUCUGUAAAAUGGGACCCUUUGAAAACUCUGGGUAAAUCACCAAUCCGAAACACCGACUAUAAAAAUCGUUAUCAAUUUGAACUAAAAUCACAAUGGCCGCCAACUCGACCCAUGAUUGUAAAAGCUGAUUACGGCAUUGAUGACAUACUAGAGGGAAACCCAAUAGUACUUCGUGAAAUAUCACCCAAAGAAUAUUUAAAAAGCCCUCUUCUCACAAACAGAAAUCUCAGAAUACCAUUUCGAAGCAGAAUGGGUGAAUUUGAUCAAUUUCGAAAACAUACACAUAAUCUUGACUCAAGGUUAUUAGAACUUCAACAGAAAAGAGGCAAAUCAACUACAACUCAAGAAAUUGCAACAUUAAAAUCUCUGGUUUGUACAGGUGCAGAAAGUUUUGCAUACGUAGAAGGCAUCAAUACAUGGUGUACAAGAAAUUGCAAGGCAGGGAACUGCCCACGACAUAUGUGUAGAUGUGUGAACAAAAGAGUAAGAGCAACUUCUAGUUCAAUGAUGACAAGUACAACAGCAACAACAACUGAACAACCAUUAAGUUCAACAAAAAAACCUACAUUACCAUUUUUAUCUUCAUUUCUCCAGAAAGACCCUUUAAAACAGAAAAUACCAAAACAAAACGGACACGUGAAUUUCUUGUCUAAAGAGGCAUAUAUGGAUCUUUACAAGAAAAACCCAAGAAUAUUCGGACAAAAAAUCAAAUAUGUUGAUAAUACGAACAAGUAUCCUUCCAAAAAUGCAAAAAGUAUAGGAGCGCAAACGCGCGUUCAAGAAACCUCCACUAUAAAGAGUCCCAAAAAAUCCAUUAUAUGUCACGGUGCAAACCGCUAUGGUCAGCAGAAAGCCAUCAAGGGCUGGUGUACAGAAAACUGUAGGAAAGGUUUCUGUCCAAAAAGAGUAUGUGUCUGCAAGUAUGGAUAGACGAUUUUCUUUAUAAACUAAGAACUGUUUAGUGCAUGAAAAAAACUAACACUGACAUGGAAUAAUUUAAUGUUACACAAGAAAGUAAACUGCGUUAUUUUGGUGCAUGGCAAAAAUUUGGUAAGUUUACAGUGACGCGUCGUAGUGUGUGUAUACCCUAUCGGUCAGGCUCAUGACUUGACGAAGAGUGGUUCAACACAUGCAAGUUUGUGUUUUGAUCAACGAAGUCAUUCUACUAUUUAUAUAUAAAAAGGAAAUAUAUUACUAGUAUAUUGCUACAUGUACGUCUUAUAGUGCUUUAUAUCAAAAGCCAAUGUCUCUGCCGUGAGCUGUCUUACAUGUACAAACCAAAGUUACACACAACAUAGCAUUAUUCCUUCGUAAGUUGAAACAUGUACUAAAAGUCAAUAUUUCUUUUAAACUAGAGUAUUACUAGUAGUCGUAUGCUUAUUAGUACUCGAUAAAUGAGGCGACAAAAGCAUCUGUAUAUUACAUUAAUAUAUUUCUCUAGAUAAAAAAAAAAAUUAUCUAAUCAUUAUUUUCUAUAUACGCACGAAAACAUUCUGGUUGCUUUGAAAACAAAUUUUAAAAAACUUAUGAGUACAAAUGUUUAACAAGGCUCUUACAUUUAUAUACCCACGGAACCUUAUUCAGAUACAAGGUAUAUUGUAAAAGUAAACUUCUGUCAGUUUGCAAAAGGUUCGUGUCAAUUAUAAUUUUUUUGUUUUACAUAUUUAAACGGUCAAUUGUUUUUAAAUGUAUGUCUUAAGCAUAUAGUAUAUUUAUCAGUGAUUUAUGUUUGACUCAAUAAAAUGGUAAUAAUUUACA
This is a messenger RNA of Saccostrea cuccullata (small rock oyster), 3295 nucleotides long. RefSeq lists its product as uncharacterized. Lineage: Eukaryota; Metazoa; Mollusca; Bivalvia; Ostreida; Ostreidae. The transcript has 3 exons. The coding region runs from base 242 to 2467 and encodes 741 amino acids. The record is from RefSeq and is a predicted model, not a curated record.